Molecule: messenger RNA, 1666 nt
Organism: Telopea speciosissima
Lineage: Eukaryota; Viridiplantae; Streptophyta; Magnoliopsida; Proteales; Proteaceae
Product: geraniol 8-hydroxylase-like
Exons: 2
Coding region: 42-1610 (522 amino acids)
Molecular function (GO): iron ion binding; monooxygenase activity; heme binding
Source: RefSeq, a predicted model, not a curated record
ACUUACCAAACAAUUCUCUCCGAUCUCGAUCCCCAGUAAUCAUGAGCAGCCUCUCUAAUAUUUGGUGGUGGUGGGAAGCAAGCAAUCAGAAGGACCAGUUCACUCGAUCACUACUCACGCUCACCCUCGUCGUCCUUGUCAUUUUCUGGUACGCAUGGUUGCUCAGGAAAUCACGAAACCAAAACCCUCCAUUACCGCCGGGGCCACGACCACUGCCACUCGUAGGGAACCUCCCCUUCUUGGACCCGGAGCUCCAUACCUACUUUGCUAAACUGGCUCGGACCUAUGGUCCCAUCUUUAAGCUCCAGCUCGGCAACAAGGUGGGCGUCAUAGUGAGCUCGCCAUCCUUGGCUAAGGAAGUCCUCAAGGACAAGGACACCACCUUCGCCAACCGUGACCCGCCAAUCGCGGGACGUGUCACCACAUACGGCGGCAUCGACAUCGUAUGGAGUCCGUACGGACCGCAGUGGAGGCUGCUGCGCAAGGUGUGCGUGCGCGAGAUGCUCGGCAACGCCUCCCUCGAAGCAGUUUACAGCCAUCGCCGGCAUGAAGUCCGUCGGACCAUCAGCUAUAUUUAUAGCAAUUCUGGAUCUCCCGUCAACGUGGGUGAGCAGACGUUCCUUACUGUGCUCAAUCUUAUCACGAAUAUGUUGUGGGGUGGCACAAUCAAGGGCGAGAAGCAACAUAGCCUUGGAGUUGAGUUUCGGCAAGUUGUCGGCGAGAUGACUGAGCUUCUGGGUAAACCCAACGUCUCGGAUUUCUAUCCCAGUCUGGCCCGCUUUGAUCUACAAGGUGUGGAGAGAGACAUGAAGGCUCUGUUCCUGCGGUUGGAUCAGAUCUUCGACUCGGUCAUCGAUCAUCGGCUGAAGAUGGACGAACAGGGCAUAAAGGAAUGCCAUGAUUUUCUGCACUUUCUUCUGAAGCUCAAGGACGAAUCAGAUUCUCAGACACCUUUCACCAUGCUCCACCUCAAGGCCUUGCUUAUGGACAUGGUGGUUGGUGGGACUGAUACGACCACAAACACAGUGGAGUGGGCCAUGGCUGAGAUGAUGAACAAACAAGAGACAAUGAGAAAGGUCCAAGAAGAGCUAGACAGAGUGGUGGGAGGAGAAAGCAUAGUUGAAGAGUCUCAUCUUCCCAAACUGCAUUACCUGGCGGCGGUGAUGAAAGAGGUGCUCCGUCUACAUCCAGUGCUUCCUCUGUUGGUUCCUCACUGCCCGAGCUCAUCCUGCACCGUAGGGGGUUACACUGUUCCCAAGGGUGCCAGGGUCUUCGUAAACGUGUGGACGAUUCACAGGGAUCCUUCCAUAUGGGAGAGCCCUUCCACAUUUGAGCCAGAGAGGUUUCUCAACGAUAGAUGGGAUUACAGUGGCAAUGAUUUUAACUACUUUCCAUUUGGGUCUGGGAGAAGAAUAUGUGCAGGGACGGCAAUGGCGGAGAGGACAGUGAUGUACGCACUCGCUUCACUGUUGCAUUCAUUCAACUGGAGUUUGCCGGAAGGUGCUGCAGAGGUUGAUCUUUCUGAAAAGUUUGGGAUCGUCUUAAAGGCAGCAACCCCAUUACUUGCAAUCCCCACAUCGAGAUUGCCAGAUAAAGCUCUAUAUUUGUAGGAUAUGAUAGAGAUGAAAACUGUUUCAACUGUUCAAAUGGGGGAAUGAUACCAUUA